Oryzias melastigma (Indian medaka) is the source of this 523-nucleotide messenger RNA. RefSeq names its product ATPase family protein 2 homolog. The record is from RefSeq and is a predicted model, not a curated record. Gene Ontology annotation, molecular function: ATP hydrolysis activity. NCBI's taxonomy places the organism in Eukaryota, Metazoa, Chordata, Actinopteri, Beloniformes, Adrianichthyidae. Gene Ontology annotation, cellular component: cytoplasm.
GCUCUGAUGCGUCCUGGGCGCCUUGAUCGGAUCCUCUACGUGCCUCUUCCAGAUGCUCUGACUCGACGGGAGAUAUUUUCUUUGCAGUUUAGUUGCAUUCCUGUGGCAAACAGCGUGUCUCUUGAUGACUUGGUAACUCAAACCAACAAGUAUUCAGGAGCAGAAAUACUGGCAGUAUGCAGAGAGGCUGCACUCCUGGCCCUACAAGAAGACAUCGCAGCUCAGAGUAUCGAGGCCAAACACUUUGAAAGAGCUCUGAAUACAGUAAUCCCCAGGAUUUCAGAAUCCCUUAUGCAGUUGUAUAUCAACUAUCAGCGUAGGCACGGCAGACUGGAUUUAUUUUGAUUACACUGCUGAGCCCUGUUAUUUGGUACUGCUUAGUUUUCGUUAUUAGUGUUGAGGUGCAACACAUUUUUUUAUGUAUAUUUUAAAAUAAAUAAAAUGUUGCAAGCUUUACUGCUAGUUUCUGAAAAUAUGCAAAGGUAUUACUUUCCAAUAAAAAACAUGAAAUUUAAAAAUGAAA